Sungouiella intermedia is the source of this 1095-nucleotide messenger RNA. The record is from the annotation of a GenBank genome assembly. NCBI's taxonomy places the organism in Eukaryota, Fungi, Ascomycota, Pichiomycetes, Serinales, Metschnikowiaceae.
AUGUCUCAGAUGCUCACAACGUCGGCGAUACCGACUCCAUUCCAACCACAUCGAGAAUCCCUAAGCCAUUUAGAAGGCAGCAAGAGUUCCCAGAAGUCGGCUGCAGCUCAUGGUGGCGAGUCCGAGUCUAGCCUGCCAAUCAUAUUCUGUAUGGUCGCCGGAGCAUUCGGUGGAGCCGUCGGCGAUAGUGCCAUGCAUUCUUUGGAUACCGUAAAGACGAGACAGCAAGGCUUGCUGUUCAAUCCAAAAUAUCGUCAUAUGUUGCUGGCAUACACCACUAUUCUCAAGGAAGAGGGGUUUUUCCGAGGUUUAUACGGAGGCUACACUCCGGCCAUUUUGGGGUCUAUCCCAUCCACAGCAGCAUUCUUCGGAACUUACGAAUACUCUAAGCGAUACAUGAUCAACCAGAUUGGCAUAAACGACACGGUUGCGUAUUUUUUUGCAGGUAUUUUGGGUGAUAUGGCACUGAGUGUGUUUUACGUUCCUCUGGAAGUGUUGAAAACCAGAUUGCAAUUGCAAGGAAGAUACAACAACCCAUACACAAAAGGUUGCGGCUACAACUAUAGAGGUUUGGGAGAUGCUGUCAGAUCUAUUGCCAAAACCGAAGGUGUAUCAGCAUUAACAUAUGGAUAUAAGGAAACAUUGUUCCGUGACUUGCCGUUUAGUGCAUUACAGUUUGCCUUCUACGAGAAAUUUCGGAAAUGGGCCAUUGCAUACAACGGUGAAUCGGAUGACUUGCCUGUGCUAUUGGAGCUUUUUACAGGUGCAGCAGCUGGAGGAUUGGCUGGAACACUCACUACACCUCUUGACGUGAUUAAAACACGUAUUCAAACGGCAACCAUCGACACUGCUGGCCCACACAAGCACCUUACACGUGAAUCGACCACGGGGUCUGUUGGGAAGAUGAUGCAUCGGUUUUCCACGCUCGGGGCUUUGCACUCUAUUUAUUCAAACGAAGGUAUCUUGGGAGUAUUCUCUGGAGUGGGUCCGCGACUCAUAUGGACCGGAAUCCAAAGCUCCAUCAUGUUACUUCUUUACCAGGUUGCGUUGAAGAACCUCGAGGCGUCGAUGGGUUCUGGGGAGUCACUCGCAUAG